Cinclus cinclus is the source of this 1053-nucleotide messenger RNA. RefSeq names its product kelch domain containing 8A (gene KLHDC8A). The transcript is spliced from 5 exons. Lineage: Eukaryota; Metazoa; Chordata; Aves; Passeriformes; Cinclidae. Gene Ontology annotation, molecular function: protein binding. The record is from RefSeq and is a predicted model, not a curated record. Bases 1 to 1053 code for a protein of 350 amino acids.
AUGGAGCUCCCCAGCACCAAAGACUUCCAAUGGAAAUCCCUGGCUCCGCUGCCGAGCCGCAGAGUUUACUCCACGCUGGUGGAGGCGGCCGGGCAGGUUUUCGCCGUGGGCGGCUGCGAUGACAACGGCGUCCCCGUGGAUUCCUUCGAGGUUUAUUCCCCCGAGGCCGACCAGUGGGCAUCGCUGCCCCCCAUGCCCACAGCCAGGGCCGGGGUGGCCGUCACGGUGCUGGGCAAGAGGAUCAUGGUGGUCGGUGGCGUGGGCAUGAACCAGCUGCCCCUGAAGGUGGUGGAGAUGUACAACACGGAUGAGGGACGCUGGAGGAAGCGCAGCUCGCUCCGAGAGGCCGCCAUGGGCAUCUCGGUGACUGCCAAAGAUUACAGGGUGUACGCAGCGGGCGGGAUGGGCUCGGACCUGCGGCCCCACAACUUCCUGCAGCACUACGACGUGCUCAAGGACAUCUGGGUGUCCCUGGCUGCCAUGCCCACCCCCCGCUACGCGGCCACCUCCAUCCUGAGGGGCUCCAAAAUCUAUGUGCUGGGGGGAAGGCAAUCCAAGUACGCCGUCAACGCCUUCGAGGUCUUCGACACGGAGACGCGGUCCUGGACCAAAUUCCCCAACAUUCCCAACAAAAGAGCCUUCUCCAGCUUCGUGCCCACCGAGGAGAAGCUCUUCAGCCUCGGGGGGCUGCGCCAGGGCCGGCUCUACCGGCAGCCCAAGUUCAUGAGGACGGUGGAUGUGUUCGACCUGGAGCAAGGCGGGUGGAUGAAGAUGGAGCGCUCCUGCUACCUGAAGAAAAGGCGAGCAGACUUCGUGGCCGGCUACCUGCGAGGCAGAGUUGUCGUGGCUGGGGGCCUGGGGAAUCAGCCCACUGUGCUGGAGUCGGCGGAGGCUUUCCACCCGGAGAAGAACAAGUGGGAGAGCCUCCCCCCCAUGCCCACCCCGCGCUGUGCCUGCUCCAGCAUCGUCCUGCGGGAUUGUCUGCUGGCCGUGGGUGGCGUCAGCCAGGGGCUCAGCACGGCUGUGGAGGCCCUGUGCCUCUCUGAUUCCUGA